Molecule: messenger RNA, 2372 nt
Organism: Pleuronectes platessa (European plaice)
Lineage: Eukaryota; Metazoa; Chordata; Actinopteri; Pleuronectiformes; Pleuronectidae
Gene: rcor1
Product: REST corepressor 1
Exons: 13
Coding region: 697-2145 (482 amino acids)
Biological process (GO): negative regulation of DNA-templated transcription; regulation of transcription by RNA polymerase II
Cellular component (GO): histone deacetylase complex; transcription regulator complex
Molecular function (GO): transcription corepressor activity
Source: RefSeq, a predicted model, not a curated record
CAAACCCCGGUCCAUCCACUCCGCUCUGCAUCGACCAAUCAGCUGCUUCCUCACUGCGAGGGACAGCUGUCACUCAACAACAUCCCGACUGUUUCCUGUCCUGGCUCCUAACCCACAUCAGGACAGGAAGUCCUCACAUCGUCCUCCAGACUGAGGACACAUCUCUUCACAACACACCUCGGAUAAGAAGAUCAUGUCUAAUAACCAUCGUCAACUCUGGUGUUCACAUUAAAGAAAAUAAUAUAUUAAGUUUCAAGUUUCAAGAGUUUAUUAGUUGUUGCACUUACAUGUAGCACUUUACUUUUUUACCAGAACAAAUAGAACUAAUAAUCAAUAGUUAAUACAGAUUCAUGUGUUUUUAUUUCACACACACUCUGAUUAGUGUCGGUGACUCUAGUCUGGGUCCUGGUCUGAGUUCAGGGCUGGGUCCUGGUCUGGUCUCUUCUGGACCCGGAAGUGUUGUGGCUCAAUGUGAUGCUUCGGACUGAACGUUUAGCUUUAGCUUCUGUUAGCUUCAUGACACGGAACGUUCCUGCCUCCGAGUCUGUGUUUCACACGGACCCCUCCGCUGUCCGGACCGGACUUUGAGCUCUGUGGCUCGUUAGCCGGAUCCGUUCAGUCAGCUGAGCAGCUAAGCUAACACGCUAACUGGUUAGCUUGAUUCAGCUACAGACGUUAGCCGCCUCCGUGCUGCUCAUGCCGGCGAUGCUGGAGAGAAACCAGGAGGCUCCGGGAAAGAGGAGAGGCAGAGCCCCGGCGGGUGGCGGCAGCAGCGGCCCCGGAGCAGCAGUGAACCACGGCGGGAAGGGUCUGUCCGGUAAUGGAACCAGCACUAACAGCUGUUGGGAAGAAGGAAGUUCAGGAUCCAGUAGCGACGAGGAGCAUGGUGGAGGAGGGAUGCGUGUCGGACUGCAGUACCAGGCCGUGGUUCCAGAGUUUGAUACUGACGUGGCUCAGGCGGCUCAGCUCAGAGAAAACCCUGGGAUGCUGGUUUGGAUCCCCAGCAGCUGUCUGAACCAGUCUCAGUUGGACGAAUACAUCGCCAUCGCCAAAGAGAAACACGGCUACAACAUGGAGCAGGCGCUGGGGAUGCUCUUCUGGCACAAACACAACGUGGAGAAAUCUCUGGCGGAUUUGCCGAACUUCACCCCGUUUCCCGACGAGUGGACGGUGGAGGACAGAGUCCUGUUUGAACAGGCCUUCAGUUUCCAUGGCAAGAGCUUCCACCGCAUCCAGCAGAUGUUACCGGACAAGUCGAUGGCCAGUCUGGUUCGGUUUUAUUACUCGUGGAAGAAAAGUCGCAGUAAAACCAGUCUGAUGGAUCGACAGACCCGGAAACACAAGAGAGAGAGAGACAACAGUGAUGAUGAAGACGCUCACAGGAAUAAUCUGAGUGACGCUGAGGUCGACCAAAAUAAAGACGACAAGAAGGAGGUCAGUUGUGGAUCAGAGGUCAAAACAUCUGCCGGACUGAAGUCAGGUGAAGGUGACCUGUCUGUCUCUCAGUCAGGUGACGGUGACCCGUCUGUCUCUCAGUCAGGUGUGAAGGCCUCUCAGCGGAUGAAGAAACGUCCCCCUAGAGGAAUGUUUCUGAACCAACAGGACGUUGUCUCUCUGUCGUCUUCGUCUCCUCAGGGACUCAUCAGACACCUGGACGGUCAGCUGGUGUCCAUCAAGAGACAGAUUCAGAGCGUCAAACAGACCAACAGUGCUCUAAAGGACAAAAUCAGUUCAGGAGUGGACGAGUUCAGACAGCCUGAGGUGAAUCAGAAGCUGAACAGUCGAUGGACGACAGAGGAGCAGCUGCUCGCCGUACAAGCCAUCAGGAAGUACGGAAGGGACUUCCAGGCUAUCUCAGAUGUGAUUGGUAACAAGUCGGUGGUUCAGGUGAAGAACUUCCUGGUGAACUACAGACGGAGGUUUAACCUGGACGAGGUUCUUCAGGAGUGGGAGGCAGAACAUGGCGUGGAGGGGGAAGACAGAGAAGAAGGAGGAGACCGAGGAGACGAGGGAGAUGGAGGAGACGGCGGAGGAGAGGAGGAGAAAAUGGAGGUGUGUCCCACUGAGGAGAAGGAGGUUACUGCCAAGGAUACAAAGGAGGACUCGUCCUUUCCAGUCGACCUCCACAAGCCCCUGGCGUCCUGAGACCCUCUGACCCAACCCCUCUUUCAUGAUGUCAUCAUUUUAGUUUGUUGACAUGUUAUUGAUCAGGUUUGAACUGUCACCUGAUAUUAAUGCUUUCUCUGGACCAAUCUGUGUGUGCGUGUGUGUGCAGCCAUGUUGGAUGAUGUCACUCAGGUAUCGUCCUCCUGUUUUAUGAUUUUAGAAUUUUUAUUUUAGAGGAAACAAUAAAACCAAAGUUGAUCAAUAAA